AUGAGGCAGUCAUUGUUUGUUAGUAUCUUACACGAUAUUCAACAAGUGAAUGAGUACUUCAUCCAAACCCGUGAUGCCACUGGUGCUCCUGGAUUAUCCAGUGUACCGAAGAUGACUGCAGCACUUCGGAUCCUCCAAUAUGGCGUGCCUACUGAUGCUGUAGAUGAGUACAUUAGAAUCGGCGAAAGUACUGCAAUUACCGCCUUAAAUUUUUUUACCGGAUCAAUUGUUGCUACCUAUGAAGUCGUUUACUUAAGAUCUCCAAAUGAAGCAGAUGUCGCCAGAUUAUUGCAAGAGGGAGAGCAACGCGAGUUUCCUGGAAUGUUAGGGAGUUUGGAUUGUGUGCACUGGCGUUGGGAUAAAUGUCCAAGUGCCCAAGUCGGUGCUUACACUGGACACUAUCACAAACCAACAGUUGUACUCGAGGCAGUUGCCUCCUAUGACUUGUGGAUUUGGCAUGCUUUCUUUGGCAUGCCUGGCUCUCUAAAUGAUAUUACUGUUCAUGACAGGUCGCUUUUAUUUGCUGAAUUAACUAGAGGACGUGCCCCUGCUGCAAACUACACCAGCAAUAAUCACGCAUACACCAUGGGGUAUUAUCUUGCUGAUGGUAUCUAUCCUCGUUGUGCAACAAUUGUGAAAACAAUAUCUCAACCUCAAGGCGCAAAGAGACAACUAUUUGCGAGGAUGCAGGAGGCAUGUCGGAAAGAUGUCGAAAGGGAAUUUGGAGUGCUCCAAGCACGAUUUAAUAUUGUCAGCGUGCCAGCUAGAGGUUGGAGUGAUGAGGACUUGUACUACAUCAUGAAGACGUGCAUUAUUUUGCACAACAUGAUCAGUGAAGACGAGCGUGAUAUUCCAGAAAAUGAACGCAGUGCAGCACAACUUGAGACUGAUACCAGUAAUUUGGGCUGUCAAGUGUCAGGCGAUCCGAAUGAGAAGUAUGCUCAAUUUAUGUUGAAUCGGCAAAGGAUUAGAUCUGUUGAAGCCCAUAAUGUAAUUCAUAAUGAUCUAAUUGAACACCUGUGGUCCCGAGUUGGAGAGUUAGAUUAA
Messenger RNA from Camellia sinensis, 1047 nucleotides. NCBI's taxonomy places the organism in Eukaryota, Viridiplantae, Streptophyta, Magnoliopsida, Ericales, Theaceae. The record is from RefSeq and is a predicted model, not a curated record.